AUGGGAUGCACACAAAGCUCAGAACAAAAGUCCAGUUCCUCAAUUGACAAGGAACUCGCCGCCGAAAAGAAAACUCAAGAAAGAGAAAUUAAAUUAUUAUUGUUAGGUGCUGGUGAUUCUGGUAAAUCAACAAUUGCAAAACAAAUGAGAUAUAUUCAUACCAAAGGUUUCUCAGAUGAUGAAAUCAAGUCUUUUAGAGAUAUUAUGCAAUCCAAUGUUUUGCAAUGCGUACAAUUAUUAAUUAGAAACUUAGAGAACUAUGAUAUGGAAGUUGCAGCUGAACUCAGAGAUAGAUCCGAAUACUAUGCCAAUGCCAACCCAUAUGAAUUGCCACUUGCCCCACACAUGUGUGAUGAAUUGUCCAAACUGUGGAAGGAUCCAUCCAUUCAAGAAUUAUAUAACAAUAAGAGACAUGAAUUCAAUUUACCAGAAGUUGCUGGAUAUUGUUUGGCAAAUAUUGAAAGAAUUGGUUCAGAAAACUACAAUCCAACCCAAGAAGAUAUUUUGAAGUGUCGUCAAAGAACCACUGGUAUGAAGGAAACAGUUUUCGUUGUAGACGAUGUUAAAUUCCGUUUAUUGGAUGUAGGUGGUCAAAAGAAUGAGAGAAAGAAGUGGAUCCACUAUUUCGAAGAUGUCAAGACAAUUAUUUUCUGUGUUGCUUUGGGUGAUUACAAUAUGAAUCUCGUUGAAGAUGGUGCCACCAAUCGUAUGAUGGACAGUAUGAAGCUGUGGAGAGACAUUGUCAACAAUGAAUACUUUAAGAAUACCUCAUUCGUUUUGUUCUUGAACAAGAACGAUAUCUUCCGUGAAAAGAUCACAAAGGAACCACUGAAUCAAUUCUUCCCAGAGUACACCGGUGGAUUCGACUAUGAAAAGGGUCUCGAGUUUGUCCGUAACCAAUACCUGUCACAUGUACCAUCCGGAAAGACUGUUGUAGCUCACGUAACCACCGCCACCGACACUGAGAACAUUAGCGUUGUAUUCGAUGCAGUCAGAAGAUCAAUUAUCAAUCAAAUUCUUAAAAUUCAUUUCUAA
Messenger RNA from Heterostelium album PN500, 1035 nucleotides. It is a transcript of the gene gpaI, whose product is annotated as guanine nucleotide-binding protein subunit alpha. Gene Ontology annotation, biological process: adenylate cyclase-modulating G protein-coupled receptor signaling pathway. The record is from RefSeq and is a predicted model, not a curated record. Bases 1 to 1035 code for a protein of 344 amino acids. Lineage: Eukaryota; Evosea; Eumycetozoa; Acytosteliales; Acytosteliaceae. Gene Ontology annotation, cellular component: heterotrimeric G-protein complex. Gene Ontology annotation, molecular function: G-protein beta/gamma-subunit complex binding; G protein-coupled receptor binding; guanyl nucleotide binding. The transcript is spliced from 3 exons.